Molecule: messenger RNA, 3323 nt
Organism: Microcebus murinus (gray mouse lemur)
Lineage: Eukaryota; Metazoa; Chordata; Mammalia; Primates; Cheirogaleidae
Source: RefSeq, a predicted model, not a curated record
AAAGAAUGUUAGGUUUUUUAUAUCGGUUACAAAAGGGCAAACAUCCAUUCUGUAGCUACUCUGGAUGUACAAACAUGUGGUCACGAGAAUAUAAAUGUCUGUGUACAACUGGAAAUCCCAGGUUGUAUAUCAGACUUUCGAGGUCCAAGUCAAGGGCUCUGCCAAGUAAAGGGGGACUCAGUGCAUAUCUAGACUCCAGAUGAAAUGCACAGAACAUGUCACUGAGGCAAACAUGUGCUAGGAGGAAAGGGUGGACUUGGAGAAUGGGAUGGCAGGGGAGGGCAGAGGGACCCUGGGAGCCAGGAGGGCAGGAGGGAUCUGCUGGGCUGGCGGGCGGGGCAGGUACUUUGGCCACAUCCCCCUCUCCUUGUCACCUAGGACCCCUUUGUGACUCUCCUGUUCUGGGUGAUGCAGGCCUGAGGCUAUAGGCCAGCCCGGGCCCCCUCAGCACUCAGUUGCUUCAGGCAGCCCGACUAUUCUCAUGAUGGAGAGCACUCUUGAUUUUGUAAAUGACUCUGAGCCACAUGGCUCAUCCUUAGGGGAGACAAUCCCUAUCCUCACCUUCUUGAGGACUCUGAUUUUCCUAUUCAUAUGUAUUUGCUAUGUUUUUAUAAAACCCGUUAAACCCAUCCGGAAAUACACAAUCUUCAUAAAGAUAUCACUUGACCAAGCCUUCCAACAUGUUGGCUGAUCAGGAGACACUGUCCAGAGCGUCCACAAUCUGUCCCCAGGAUAGAAGGUCCUGAAGGCGCAGAAGUGACAGCUGUCUUCUGCUCUAGUGUGUCCUCCUCGAGCACAGCACUUGGGAGAACACCAAGUGGAGAUUUCACAGACAAAUCCUCCUUUGAGUUUCUCAAACAAGGAAACACUGAAAUUCAUUCAUCACUUUAAGUAUGGCGCCAGGGCAGAGUGAAGAGGAGGAGGAACGGCGCAACCCUGAGAGCUCUGAGAAUGAUCCCGAGAGAGGCCGAGGAGAGAGGGAGGCUGCUUUCUUCCAUGGAAAGGGUCCUGGCUGCAGCUUUGUACCUCCUGUCUUCUGCAGCCCCCUGGGACAGCGCGAUGUGGAUGUCCUCUUCCAUCUACAUCACCCGGCACACCCACACUCCUUCUGUGAGCUGUGCCGGAAAACAACCCGAAAAGCCAAACCAACCCUGCCCUGGGAAUCCCUCCAUGCUGCUGCUCCCUCUGCGGCCCCUUUCGCCUCCAGCACCGCCUCACUCUCAGCAAGCCCUCCAGGACUCCUGCCUCCAGCCCCUCCGCCCCACCCUUCCGCACCCCAAACUCUAGCCAUUCCCCAUCUACCAUGUCACACUCCAAGAGCACAGCCUCUUCUCCAACCAAAGGCCACGUUCUCCUGGAAGACCAUUCUGUCAUUUGGCCCCAGCCUUUCCCGAAACAUCGACCCCUUUCCCCUUUCAUCCCUGGCCAUGCAUCCCACUCACACCCGUGCGUGUCACCACGCACCGCCAGCCCCGUCUGCACCACCACCGCCAGACAGCACUUUAGCCGUGACUCCACCUAAACCGGCUCCUGCCCUUCUGGACCUUGCUCUGGAGAUGUUCUCUCCUGGUAGCGCUCGUGAACUGACCCCUCUUGUCCCUCCAAAGAGAGGCACUGACCCUCCUAAGCUGACAGUGUCAGCAUUCUUCUGGUGGCAGCCUCACGCCCAGGACUUGUUCCCCUCCAAAUGGGCACCCUGUGAUUUUAAGAAACAGCUUCUCGCCCUCCGCUAUUCUGAGGCCUCAUUUGCGGGAGACCCUGCAGCCAGCCUCGGAGUGUCUGCUUCCCUCUCUCUGCCCAACUCUGCCCUGCUGGCUCUCUUUGAGAGACUAGUUAGGAAGAGGGGGAAUUUCCUGAUGUGGAAGGGAGUGGAACAAUACGUGGGCUCUAUUCUAAACCAUCUGAGGCCAGGCAAAUAUCUCAGUGCUUCAGGGACCAUGUUGGCAGCAGCUGCCAGUCAGCAGGGCGUCCCAGGUUCCCUCCCUCGCUGCAGUAGCCAAGGGAAAGCAGCGGAGCUGCACCUGUGCCCGCAGUCCCUGUGCCCUGACACCUGGUAGGAUGACCUGCAGCAAAACACCUGGAGCUGCUCUGGCAGCUGCUGUCUCUGCGUGGCGAGUCCCUGCACUCUGUGGUCCUUGUCGGAGGCAGCUGUCUCCCUACAUUUGUUUUCCUUACCAUAAUUGCUAGUUCCUUCAAAGCUGAAGGAUUCUUGGCACUGGACCGUCUCCAACUGCUGUGCCUGCCCCAAACCCUGCCCCAGUCUCAAUCCCUAACCCUCACCCAGGUCCGGUCUCAGGCCCCAUUUCUAUCCCCACUCCCCAUCCCACCACCUGGGCCUCUAUGCCCGAUUCGGAUCUGUGAGGUGAGUUUGCUUCAGAAGAAAACUGGACUCCACCAUCAACCUAGGCUCAUACCACCCGGGUGGGGCUCAUGCAACACCUGCCACACCCGUGGGUGUCCGUCACUCUUAAGUCCUCACAGAGAAACUCCUGACAUGUCAAUGUGCCAUCGUCCCCUCUCCUAUGUUUUGUUCAUACGCGGUCAUGGGAGAAAAGACCUUCAAUAUUUGCUCUUCAGCCCACCUAGCUUCCGAGAGACCAGCCCAAAACUCCCACUAAAGAAGGAUGCCAGCAAGAAUCAGGAACUAAGCAAGAAGAAUGGCCCAAAAGAUCAUCCUGGCACAACAAAUUCAAAACACGGAAUCUCCAAGUGCCCAGCAAGAAGCGUUAAAGCUUUUCCUGGAGAAAAGGUCAGAGCAACAAAAUCAGCUCCCAGCCUGCAUCAUCCCCUCCCUGCCUCUUCCCCUGCGGGAAAAGGGGCACAGGGAGACCUAAGACCGUCCCCCUCUGACGCCAACCGUGACCUUCCAGAGAAGGUCUGGACAGCUGAGGACGGCAGGCAGACUGGCCUGCAGCCCCCUCAGGACAGCACAGACGAGACGUUAGAGGAGUCCCCUGGGGGCGCAUCUUCCCCAGCCACGACAGCGGAGGGACAGCCUCCUGCUCAACCACGCUUGAGAAAGCGAAUGCUCCGACUGUGGCAGUGGCUUCGUAAGCCCAGAAGAAAGCCCAAGGGGCAAAAGAAUUGUCUGUGGGAGGGCAGCUCCCUGUCGUCUCAGGAGACUUCCUCAACUGCCCUCCUUGGGAGGCCUCAGCACCCUCCCAGCUCCCCCUCCAGGGCUCAGGGAGUCCACGGUCCUCCACCCACCCCUUCCCGUCCUCAGAACACUGGAAGAUUUAGACUUUUCCCCUGCAUUUGCUGAGGGGGGAAAUCACGCCCCAAAAACUUCAACAUGGUUCUCUGAAUAAAUGCUCUGCAAGAGA